Messenger RNA from Coregonus clupeaformis (lake whitefish), 5221 nucleotides. RefSeq names its product photoreceptor cilium actin regulator-like. The transcript has 2 exons. The coding region runs from base 415 to 3897 and encodes 1160 amino acids. The record is from RefSeq and is a predicted model, not a curated record. NCBI's taxonomy places the organism in Eukaryota, Metazoa, Chordata, Actinopteri, Salmoniformes, Salmonidae.
UCUACAAGGUACACAGGGAUGUUGUUCCAUAGGUCAAGCUGCACUAUGUUGACGUUAUGCAAAGGGAAUCAACAGAAAAACAUGAAAAUGGAUAUGCGGACAUGCCAUUGUAGUCUAUCUAUGAUAGGCGAGAAAAUGGGACAUUUGAAAUGGAUUUGUCCAAUGGAUUUGUGGAUUUGUGGAUUUGUAGCUGUUAUGUGUUGGUUGAUGUAUUUUUUGUAAGGAUAAAGAACCUGCCAGACUCAACAACUCUGUCGGGGAUUGGAGACAUUUGAAAAUGACAGCUGCAGCUGGUGGCUAAGGACCUUGGCUAUUAUUUUCUUUCAUUUGUGGAGGUUUCUUUCCUUCCGUCUUUGUGGGAGUUUCACCAAGAUCUUGUUCACUAAGGAUAUAAACAUCAAUUGAGCAGCUGCAAUGGGAUGUUCCCCAUCUAAAGGUAACAAUUUUGGGGCUAAUGGCACCUUUAGGAGGGGCAGGACAUUAUUACCAGAGGGCAAAGAGAGCACAGGGGAGUCCCAGUCUGAUGAUGGAGGGAGUGGAGGCUCCUCCGGAACAGGAGACAUUGAUGGAGAGACUUGGGAGAGGAGAGAUGGGGAAAGGGGACUGGCUGGGCAGACCCACUCUGUUCAGAAGGAAGCACCUUCAACCCCACAGAAAAAGAGACCCUCCCUGACCGUGUUGGUUCCAGAGGGGGUCAUCCUGGAUAAAAAAGUGGGGACUCAAGAGACAGAUAACACAGGGCAACAUGGAAAAGAGAAACAAGGAGAUAAGCAAGAAAAGGGUGGACGAAAGCCAAAGAAAAAUGUCAAAGGAGUCAAACCAACUAAAAAGAAAGAGAAGGAGAAAAAAGCUCCCCUUGUGGAGCAGAAAGUUGACUUUCCGGAACCUUUAGUGAAAGCCCACCAGGCUGCUUAUGCCUUUUUAAACCCAAGCAUUAGCAAAUAUGAGAUUCUACUGGGGUUACUGGACCAGGCAACCCAAACCCAGGUGUCUGUGCAGCCAAUGGUGACCUUCAUGGCUAUGCGCUACGAGGAAAUCAACCGAGGGCUGGAGGAAAUGGCAGACCAGGGUGAAAGGCUUCUGAAGGACAAUGGGGAGCAUCUAGCCUGGCCAAGCCCAAUGAAAAACCUAUCCAGUUCUCCCCCUCUCAAAUCUGGUUCCAUCAAUGCUGAGCCUCCACCAGAUCUCUUGCAGCAGCUACUUCAGUAUACCACUCAAAGGAUGCGAAAUGUGGGCCAGUCUGUGGGCGACAUUGGGGACUCUGCCUUGGAGGACGCAGCUGAGUACUUUACCUCUGUCUCUGAGCUGCUGGAGGAGAAAUUAAAAGCCAAGCAUGCGGCGGAGACAAGACUGAUGCAGUUGCUGACUCGUAUUGAGGCUGCCUCACUUCGUAAGCCCGGACCAGAGGACUCUGCAUUGUUCAGUGAGGACAGUGGAAUUGGAGCUGAAAGCGAGUCACUAGCUGGGUCUGAAAGACGACUCCGCCGUGAAAGCUGUGAGUCCACUGGGUCCAACCGAACCACUCCUUACAGUCCUAUUGGCAGCAAUACUAGCCCAGUCCAGCAAGGGGCACCAAGGCAAAAGUUUGUUAAAAAAAUGAGCCCCAGCAACUCCCUAAACUCCAUAGACUCGGUGUGCACCAUAAUGGGUAAAGGAUCUGCCUCCUUAGACAAUGGUGAGGAGGAGGAUGAUGAUGAUGAGGGGGAAGAAGAGGGUGAAGGCGGCAGGAAGCGAUCUAAUGCCUCACUAUCUGAUCCUAACCAGCAACCUUGUCGCCUGGCACCCAAGCGCAUAGAAAACCCUCAAAAUGUGGAAAUGACCCUGAAAAUGAAAGAUUCCAUAAGUGGUCGGAUUCGAUUUGUUCCCUCACAACGUGACAGUGCCAAAACUAAACCAACAGACAGCCCCAAGACCAGGUGCCAGUGGACAGAGCAGGGGGAGCGAUCACCAAAAAGGCCCCAACGAGCAGCCUCUGUACGGAGGGCAAUUAAAAAGACCCCUGUUCCUAAAGAGCACCGUUCACAAUCUGCAGAAUCCCUUCGCAGCAAAGGUGAAGAUCCAACACUGAUUGAACUAGAGAGGACACAGAGGGAUCUGAGUCAGAGAUUAGAGAGGAUGAGCAACGGCAGGAUGGAGGGAAAUACCAAGACAGGUCUCAGUAAACAGAAGCCAGGAGAUGCUGCGAAGUCCCCAGCAUCCAAUCGUCUAUGCCCGACCCUGCAGAAGAACAACAACAAUCUUCCAAUCCAGGACAAGGCAGGGCUUACGAAGCAUCACUCCAGGGAACAGAGGGCAGGCAAGGACAUUGAGGAGGAAAAUAAAAAGAAAGACAAGAAAACCAUCAAGGGGCCACUGAAAGCCACCCCACCUCCUAGCCCUACAUUGGGGCCAUUGAAAGCCACCCCACCUCCAAGCCCUCCAUUGUCACAUCGUCCAUCCUCAGGACUGUACCGGGGGAGGAAUUCUGUCAAAAGGCUGAUUGAUACCUUCAGCCAGGGGGUGUUAGAGCCCAACCAAGAAGCAUCCAAAGUGUUGGGGCCUCUCAAAGGGGUUCGAAAGUGUGGUGUCCCUGUUAUGCCUGGAGUAGGUGACAUUGAAGCCAUACUGAGCUGUGGGGUCAGCAGUUGUAGGACAGAUGACUUGGACCUAGAAAGUCUGCCACCCCCUCCUCUUGAAGUCUUAUUGGACAAUUCCUUUGAAGGUGCACAGAGCCUCACAGUUAGCGACGUAGAUGAUGGGGUUGCAAGUAGAGGUCGAUCCCCUAUUCCCAAGAGGGCUACGGCAUCUCAGAAGAUGCGUGCCUCCAUGCAUUCUGUGUCAGUCCUACCCAGCAGAGGCAACCUGCCCCAGGGCUCUAGCAGCAUGUCUCCUGCCCGGACUGUACGGCGUGAUAUCUCUGCUAGUUCCAGGGUUAGCCACCAUGAGCCUCAGCUGGAGGUAGACCCUGAGAUAGAGGAGGCGGCCACUCUCUACAAGCAAGCUAGAAAAAUCAUCCACUUGCGGCAUUCCUCAGAGUCUCCAAUUGAGAAAGGUCAGGCUGUGCCCAGAAGGCCCUCUCCCAAUCGAGCAGCAUCGGGAGGGAGACAGGGAGAUAACAGUCCCUCUGAGACAGUGCCUCCCACUUCAACAGUCAGUAGCCAACCACCUGCCACCCCGCCUGUAUCUAGAACCCGAAUGCUGCCUUCCACGCCUUCAACCCCAAGCGGCUUGCAUCGACGGCUACCCAGUCCCACCACCUUCAGAAAGCAGCCUAUGCCUCCAUCCUCAAACAGCCCUUCGGUCAUUUGCAAACUUCCCACCCCACCACCGCUUCAGAGAAGACUUCCAAGCCCACCUGCCUCAAGACAAGUAUUGACCCCAAACUCCAGCUCUUCUGGCUCCACACAUUCUUUCAAGGCACCCUCACCACCAGCGUCCCCAAGGGUACAAAGAUGGAGACGGGAGAACAGCAGCAAGGACUCCAGCCCAGGGGCCUCAGUUAUCUCUCAGUUUAUCAGUAACGCUCGCUCUGUUUUCUGCCCGGCCUCGUCCUCACUGUUUGAGGCCCAGCCUUGCCCCGUACCCCGCCCCCCCCAGGCUUGGGCCUCCACCAGUGGUAGUGUUGUCCCGCGAUCCUGGGGAGAUCGUGGUAGGCUCCCUAUGUCUGUGCAAGGGCCCAAGCUUUUCAUCCGACGCAGCCACUCAGACAGGAGGCCCAGUCUAACCCUGCCGUCCAGGGCACCCAUCGUCUCAUUUGCAGAGACUUGUGGGAGUGAACCAGCCAUCAGCACACAAGGGCUGGAGGACGAGCCAAGCAGAGAUGACGAGUCGUGGGACAGCCAAUCAGAUUUCAGAGGGAAUAUCCACUCUGCUUCGUACCCAGACCUGUGCAUCGUGGGUCAGGGCCUUACAUUGUGAAUAAGGGGCUGGUUGGUAGAAGACCAAGUCAGAUUAUGGAUAAGACAGAGGAUUUAAGACUUUUUUACACUGGGAAGAGAGGAAGUGCUAAUUCAAGAAAGCUUCUUUACCGGGUGGUACCACUACCCACUCCUCCCUUUUUAUUUUCUUCAGAGACGUUUUUCUAUUACGUAAUUUUUUUCUUCGAUGUGGUUUGUUUGUUUGUGUGUGCGUACGUGCGUGUGUAUGUGUAUGUGCAUGACAAAUACAAAUAAAAUGUAUAUAAACACACAGGCACACAAACACUUUUAUGUUUACAUUACAAUGAAUUUACCAAUUUGCUCCACAUACAGUACACUUAAUAAAUAUUGUGAUAAAACAAUCAUAACGUACAAUACCUUCCAGACAUACAGUACAUGGUCACUGAAAGAUACAUGUUUUGCCUUUGAUACAGAUUUAAAAAAAACAUGGAAUAAGACAAUUUAAUUUGCACUUAAGGAUGGUGUGCAUAAUUUACAUACAUUUGGUUGUUAUUAACUACGAGUGUGAUUAUCCAACAAAAUUACAAUGAAUGAAAUUAGGAAUAUCAAAUAUAAAAUAUGUGAAAUCAUAGCCACCUAUUUGAGAUUUCUUUAUUUUCGGUUGGGAAAAUGUUUUAUAAACUCUCUUUUUGACUGAUAUUUUCAUUAACAAAUGUUGAUCUCCAUAUUUCCUGUUUCGGUUUGUCAAUGUAUUUCUGAUGUUUUUUUACCGUCAUGUUUCCAAAACAAAUGUGCAUACAUGCACAACUUUGACUUUGGACUCAAAUCAAUACUAUAGGCUGGAAUUCAAACCCAUACCGUAAUGCAAUUCAUUUUCACAGAAAAUAUCAACUUGUUAUUGAUUUUCCCAGAACAUUUCAUUCACAUUCACAUAUUCAGAAUACAAUUGUUUGGCAGAUUUCUUACUUAGCUAUCAUGCUAAUUUUAACUGGGACUAUUGUUUUUAACCCUAAAAGAGGCCCAAUAAAAUUAGGCAGAGGCUGUGGAUCUGUAUAUGUAACCACCCUGUCCCGUCCCCCUGGAUACCUUUUCCCUAGAGCUGAAGAUCCGAAUCACGUUUUGUGCAUGUGUUUCUAUACCGCAAACAUUUGUAACUGUCAAUUAUUAAUAAUAAUUCUUCAAGUUUUACCGUUGACACGUCCAUGCAGCAUCGGCAUGCCAAACAUUUGAUCUCAAUCAGUUUUAUGGGGAUAUGCAUUUAUACUGAACAAAAAUAUAAACGCAACAUGUAAAGUGUUGGUCCCAUGUUUCAUGAGCUGAAAUAAAGGAUCCCAGAACUUUGCCAUAUGCACAAAAGCUUAUUU